AUGGCUGUCUCCCACUGCUUCUCUACUUCCGCCGUGUUGGGGGCCUCACUGGGGGUCCCCAGUCUGGCAUAUGGGACGAUAGGCCCUACUGGGGAGCCGCUGCCCCCCACUUUGGGCCGGAGGCACAUCCACACCUUUGGGAGGCGCUGGGCAGUGCCCUCCGCCCCAGACACGCUGCUGACACAGUGUUACACCAGGGUCCCUUCAGGCUCAGGGGGCAACGUCAGGCCUCGGCGCUGGAUCCGCGGUGGUAACAGAGGUGGGACCCAGCGCUGGCUGCAGGCUCCGGGGGAGCUGCAGAGACUCAGCGUCUGCACCAUGCCCGUGCUGGCCAAGCCGGCGGCCCAAGCGGCCCGCCGCCACUACAAGGGCCGUGACCUCAACCUUCACCAGCACCUUCCUCACCUGGAGUGUCCUCGCUGCUGGGCGGCCCUGCCCAGGACUGAAGUCCGCGCCUCAGACCGGCCCCUUCAGCCACCAGCAGGCCACAUCCUCUGCCCGAGAUGCCCAUUCUUCCCUUUCCGGUUCAGAAAAAUCCAGACUGAUGGCACCUUUUCCAGGAAGCCCGCUCUGACCCCAGCUGGUCAGGGGCUCCUGAGUUCCCCAGACCCAAGUGCCAGGGCCAACGUGGCCGAUCCAUACCAGGUGACAGGGGCUGGAGAGCUGAACCAGCUGCUGCGGCCCAAGGCUUCAGGCCCCUUCAACUUUGUCUUUGACCUGCACAACACCAUGGCCAACACGGGCACCUGUCUUAUCACGGAAGCCGCUCACAACAUCUCUGUCAAGCACCUGGGCUACCACCUACAGUCCCCAGUCCUGGAGCUGGGACCCCAGCCUCAGGGCGUGCUGCGGGCAGACCUAUUCACCAGGAUGAGGACUGUGGCCAAAGUCCUGGACUUUAUCGAACUCUUCAGCCAGGCUGAGAGCUCCUUUGGCACAGGUCCGGCCUUUCCUGCUUUGGAGCUGGAAGCCAAUAGAACCGUGGGCAGCGUGGACUUCCCACGUACUGAGGCUGGGGACCCGGCAGGCACCGUGCUUCCUCAGCUGCCAGGUAGAGACUUCCAGCUACUGUUGCCCAGUAUGGCCAUCUUCCAGAUGUUCAGUGAUGAGGAUGUGCUCUAUGAGGGGGAGUCUGCUGUGUACCCCAUGUUCAACGAGGCCACCUACUAUGAGAGGGGCAUUGCCUCCCUCCAGACUAAGAAGCUCACAUUCUCUGUGCCUGCCCUUACCCCCACCCUAGGUCCCUAACCCACGCCAGGCCUGCCCAGGCUCAGCCCUCCCACCUGA
This is a messenger RNA of Callorhinus ursinus (northern fur seal), 1287 nucleotides long. The record is from RefSeq and is a predicted model, not a curated record. NCBI's taxonomy places the organism in Eukaryota, Metazoa, Chordata, Mammalia, Carnivora, Otariidae.